UCCGGGGGCGGGGCGUGCGCCGCGCGUCCGAAGCAGCCUAGCGCUGACGUCCUCUUCCGUUCUGCUGGCAGCCGCCGGAGCGAAGAUGAAGCUGCUGCUGCUGCUUGCCUUUCUGGGGGUCUUCUCUUCCAUCCACUGUGAGGAAGGGGCCAGGCUUCUGGCCUCCAAGACUUUGCUGAACAGAUAUGCAGUGGAGGGCCGAGAUCUCACUCUGCAGUAUAACAUCUACAAUGUUGGUUCCAGCGCUGCCUUAGAAGUUGAAUUGUCGGAUGAUUCCUUCCCUCCAGCAGAUUUUGGCAUCGUCUCCGGGAUGCUCAACGUGAAGUGGGACAGAAUUGCACCGGCCAGCAACGUGUCCCACACUGUGGUCCUCAGGCCGCUGAAGGCUGGCUACUUCAACUUCACAUCAGCUACAAUCACGUACCUGGUGCAGGAGGGGGGACAGGUGGUGGUCGGCUUCACCAGUGCCCCAGGGCAAGGAGGGAUCCUGGCCCAGCGAGAAUUCGACAGGAGGUUUUCCCCACAUUUUCUGGACUGGGCAGCCUUUGGCGUCAUGACGCUGCCCUCCAUCGGCAUCCCGUUGCUGCUGUGGUACUCGAGUAAGCGGAAGUACGACACCCCCAAGACCAAGAAGAAUUGAGGGGCCCUUCGGACCGGACACUGUCCUCAUCCAGGGGAGGUUGGCAGAAGCCGGAGAAGGAAGGGGCAGCUCAGCUCAUGCAGGAUCCUUCUUGGCCAACUGAGAACUUUUCCCGGUUUUAAAGGGGUGGGGGGGUGGGGAAAGGCUGUUUUUCCUCCGAGCCAGCUCCCCACCCCGUGUCUUCUCCAUUUGAGACCCGCUUUCCUCGAUCAAAAAGGAUUGGGCAAAGAAGAAGCUCUCAUCCCUGGGAGAGGAAACGUCGGACCAAUAAAGAGGUCAAAAGCCAGAA
Molecule: messenger RNA, 929 nt
Organism: Crotalus tigris (Tiger rattlesnake)
Lineage: Eukaryota; Metazoa; Chordata; Lepidosauria; Squamata; Viperidae
Gene: SSR2
Product: signal sequence receptor subunit 2
Exons: 6
Coding region: 86-640 (184 amino acids)
Cellular component (GO): membrane; endoplasmic reticulum
Source: RefSeq, a predicted model, not a curated record